Messenger RNA from Coregonus sp. 'balchen', 10290 nucleotides. The record is from the annotation of a GenBank genome assembly. NCBI's taxonomy places the organism in Eukaryota, Metazoa, Chordata, Actinopteri, Salmoniformes, Salmonidae.
AUGUGUGUAGUGGGGGAAUCCUGGCACAUACCCCUGGCUCAGUCACCUGUGCCGGCCCUACUCUGCUCUGCUCUGGGCUCCAUACGUCACGCCCCAUUACCACACCACCUGACGCAUGGUGGGCUGUGUAACGUGUGUGUGUAACUUGGCUCGACAUCUCUCCAAAGCCAUUAGCUGAAAUAUGGCCUUUCCUCCCAGGCUGUUUUUGAUCCCCAUUUACCUUCUCUCUCUGACUCUUUGUUAGGGUAUUAGAACUGUACUCAAAUCAUCACCCUCAGGUUUGUGCCACAGGCACCCUUUCUCUCUGUCCCUGUGUGUGUGUGUUAGAGUUGUCUGGUUAAUGUUGUUAACCCUGCUGUCUUCACUUCUGGUUGAAAUGUUUCAACAUGUAACCAUGUGUGAGACUGAGAGUAUGUGACUUUGUAUGUUUUUAGGCCUGAGUAGUCUGGUUAGUGUUGAGAAUACUGUUUCCUGUCCUUUCCACACUUGUUAAAGUGCUGAGUCAUCAUGUGUUUCUGUGUUUGAGAGCGUGUUGUGUGUCUAAAACUGUGUUGUUGUUUUUUACAGGUGUUGGGUCUACCACUGUGGUGGCGUUCUCUGCCUUCCUCAAUGGGCACUACCCACCAGCAGACCUGACUGGAGACGUGGCCGUAUCUUACAGCUCUCCUACAGGUACACACACUGAUAAUCUCAAACAUAUCAUGUCUUUCUACAACCUGUCUGAAACAUAUCACACUUGCCUCAUCUCUCUCAUGAAUUAAUGCUUUUAUGUUUCCCUGUCUGUGACUUAUCUUAAGUCCAUAAAAGUCCUGACGUCUGUCUAUAACAGCACUAACGUGGUUGUAACAGCUCUGACAUCUGGCUGUAUCAGUACUGACAUAUGUCUGUUACCAGAUGGACAUCUGGCUGUAUCAGUACUGACAUAUGUCUGUUACCAGAUGGACUGACAGUAACAGCCCUGAUAGUUGGCUGUAACAGUACUGACAUCUGGCUGUAGCAGCUCUGUACCCUUUAAAACCACUGAAUGGGUAACAGCGGCAUCUGGUUCCAGGCAGUAUGUAUUUCUGGAAGACAUUACUCUCCCCUCUAACCAACAAAACCCCUCUUUAUUUACAUUAAAAUGUCAUGGGUUUUAUUAUUUCACUUGAUUCAAAGCGGCUCACAAAAAAGCGCCAUUUGUACUAUUGUUUCCCUUGGACUGUCUGUGUUGGCAGCUCCUUGUGGAAAGGUUCCCUGAAAUCACAUUAAAUGUGAAAUGGCUUGGAAAUAUCGAGGCAUUUUUUUUAUUGUGAUGCUAAAAAUAGCGGGGGUGGAAAAGAGAGGAGUCUGGAGUUUUUCACAGGCCUUCCAACGACGGCUGCCCUGUGUUUUGGUGCAGUAGGUCAUUACUUAGAUCACAGGUAGGGCUCACAGUAACUGAGAGAGAAGGGAGCGAGAGAGAGAGAGGGGGGAGAUGUACUGACAGCAGGGGUAGGAGGGAUGGCUACACACACACACACACACACACACACACACCUGUGGAUAUAUGACAGUGUUUAGUGGACUAUAUUUCUCUCUGUGCAUCAGUGUGUGUAUGGAUGUGUUAGCCCUCUGGCUAGGUGUUAGACAGAGCAGUGUUAAUCUUCAUUAGCACUCUCCUCCACUCCUCUCCUCUGAAUGCCUGGCUGGAAUGGGAGGAAUGCAGCAGUCUAUACUGGGGGCGUUCUCUCCUUCUGCCGCUGCACCCAGAGGCAACGAUUACAACUCACAACUCUCUGUUACUGUCUACUCUCCUUUCCCUAGAGCCCAUCAAAGGGAUUUGCAGUAGUGCUCUCCCACUGUCCACUAUCUAAUGUAGUAAGGCCAUGUUGGGGGCCAUCCACUGUCUCAAUCAAUUAUUUCACAUUCAUUUUUAAUCACGCCAGCCUCUGUGUGUCUCUGUCUGUCUGUGUGUCUCUGUCUCUGUGUGUGUGUGUGUGUGUGUGUGGGUGUGUGUGUGUGUGUGUGUGUACGUACAUCUCUCUCUGUCUAUUUCCCCUCUAUCUGUAUAUUUAUUCUGUGUUCUGCUCCAUUUGACCUGUGCUAAAUCUCUGCCCCGCUCUCCUCUGCUAUCCUUUCCCCUCCUCUCCUUCCGCUCCUCUCCUUUCCUCUCCUCGGCAGCCAGUGUGGCUAAACCCAGCCAACAGAGGGAGAGAGAGGGGGAGAGAAAAAGAGAGAGGGAGAGCGAUGGAUGGCUUUCAUCAGCGCUAACAAAGCGUGAAAUACACAAGCACAGCACUGGGGCCUGCUGCACUUUAAUACUCAAUCUGGCCCUCAUUGACUGUGCUGCUAGACUGCUAGAGGAAUCAGUGGCACAUGAUUCAGUGUGGAGCUCGUUGCUCAGUCAAUGAAAUGCAUUCAGCACCACCUUGAGUCCUCCAGCAUUUAAUUAACUUCACUCAGUGUCAGACAAAUUACUGUGUAGGUGAUUGUGUAGUUGAAUGCUUGUCAUUGAUUAUUUCAAUAACAGCGGUUUGGUAGAAUGAUUUUUUGAAGAAUGUGCACUUUUUAAAAAAUUGAAUCAUUAUAGAAUUAAUCAGUCCACAGCUGGCUGAUAAUGUGUUUUGCUGACUAGAACCAUUUUGUCUCCUGAAUUGAUGUUAAGCUGAAUGUGUUUGGCUGGUUGUUGGUUAUUCUUGGCCGUCUGUAGCUACAGUAGUCGAUGUCUCUGUUUUUAGACUGUCUGUAUUCUGUCAGUCUGGUACUUAAGCCUAGAAGGUCUGUUAUGUUAUUCUGUCUGUCUCAUUGUCCAUGGUCAGUCUCAAGCCUGCUGUCUGUGUCUAAGGUAGAGCCUUUGACUUCUGAGCACACAUUUCAUCAAAUAGACUGACUGAGAUGACGUCUGUGCGGAUGGGGUGCAUCACGAUUCAAAAAGUGGCUUCUGAUUUGUCGGCAUCAUCAUUCUGCGAUCAACAGGAGUCUACUUUCACCUGUCCAGUUCUUCAUUUGGUGCAGAUAGAGGAAAAUACACAAGGAGAGGACUCCACUUUCCAGAGAGAUGAGAGGGAGGGAGGAGAGAACAGGGAGAUGAGAGCGGUGGAACGGAGGAGGAAGAGAGAUGAGAGGGAGGGAGGAGAGAACAGGGAGACGAGAGCGGUGGAACGGAGGAGGAAGAGAGAUGGGAGGAAACGAGGGGAGAGACUAAAGCGGGGGAUGGAAGUAGCGAGGCAGGGAUGAAGGGAGGGGGUGAAAGGGGGCGGGGUGUGUGUAAAGUGAACGAGUGGGCGCCAGUGUUUACGUGCCCUGGGCCAGGGCCCUCUAAAGUGACUGUGUUGUGUUUGUGUUUCUCCUGCUCUGCGGCUGGCCCAUAUGAAAGAACUCAACCCUGCAGGUAAGUAGACUGGGCUCUGCCCUGGGAAGCACAGGAAGAGCCCACAGCCCACUGUUUAUGUUCCCCCGUAACACGAUAUAGCUAGAGAGAGACAUGCACACACACACACAGUUUCACAUACACACUUUUGGUUACACAUACUGUACACAUGGGCACGCCACAUACACAUGCAGACACUUAUGCACUUGUAUGUACUUGCUCCCACACACAUAUACACAGACUACAUAUUACAGCUAAAUAGUUGGGUGUCUAGUUCUGAGUAGCGUGUGUUUAUUUCUGUCUGUCCGUGCCUCUGUCUGUUCAUAUGUGCUGUGAUACAGUAGAUGUCCUCCCUUUUGAUCAGUGUGCUUUUAAGAGAACUACCUUCCCUGUGACACACACACACAGACGUUUCAUCGCAUCGAUGACAUCAUUGCAGCUGCACAAUGAACGUGAUCCCUUACGGUCGCCCUGAGGUCAAAUAAACAGAGUGGUCAGAGAGACUUCACACACACACUCAUUGAGGUAUCAUGCAGUAUGACUAGUGCUGGUGAAAUCAGGCUGCUGAAGUUCCAGACUAGUUCCAUUAUCCAUUUGGAGAGAAUGAGUGACAGCACAUGUUUAUAUACAAUAUAUUUAUAUUCUACUUUGGAGAAAAGUAGCCUGCUCACAUAAUUACUACAGAAACCCUCAUAGGCCUCAUAUCUACCAGUGACCCCAUGGUGAGGUCAGGUGUAUAGAACAGGAGUUGGCCAACAUAGGGCAACAAUGACAGCUCAGGUGAGACAUAUAAACAUAGAAGGCCCAUGCAGGUAAAUCAUAGUGGCGAGUGAGGGUCGUAACUCUGCCGUGGCAGCCUGAGAAUACACAGGGGGUGUCUGGGAUACAGUGUGUGAAGAGGUGGGACCAGUUUAGAUUUACAGGCAGGGCAUCCCCCUCUUCCUAACCACACACACACAUCGUUUGUCUUUAGAGAGUGCCGACUAGUCAAUGGCGGCUGGGAACCUGAGAAGGGAAAAAUGUUUCCCCUAGUUCUUUCUGGUCUCCGUCUUCUCUCUUACUAUCAUUCCCUCCCUCCCUCUCACUCCUUUCUUUUCUCCCUCCAGUGUUUUCCCUCAAUUUCAGUCAGUCCCCUCUACCCCCUCCCUCUUUCUUUCGACCACACCCCUCAUUGAUGGCAGGACAUUUACAUUGAAAACAUUUGAAGAUCGUUUAACAAACACUUUAAUAUUCUAAUAGUCUAAGGGCCAACAGUGUGACUGUGGUCAAACAUCCUCUCGAUUCGACACCCUUCAGUAGCCUCAAUAGGAGUUUGCACAGUUUGAAGAUGCUUUUAAAAAGCCACGUCUACAGGUUACUCUACAGAAAAAGAGAGUUAGAGAGACCGAGAGACAAAGAAAGAAAGCGAGAGGGUGAAAAGAAAAGGGGAAAAAUAGGAAGCGAGGGAAGGAUAACUGAAGAGAGGGAGGCAGGGAGAACACCCUGUCUAUACUCUGGGUCCCUAGGGCUGUGAUGUUGCCCUAUUAUGUUAGUGGUUGCUGCUACAUGAGCCAGGGCGAUGUAAAGCCCCUACAGUACACGGCUUAGGUUACCUGGCCAGACAUAACAGGAAGGUAUUAUACUUGCACUGGCUAGCGAUGGGCCUGGCCCGCUACUGGAAAAGACCCUGCGCUUUCUCUUCUCUACACUUCUUCAUUCUCUCUCUCUCUCUCUCUCAGCCUUCUUCCUGGAGAGUGAGCGACUCUUGCACUAUGCCUUGGCUUGAACACUCUUUCUCACUUUCGUUCCCUUUCCAUCUGUCUUUCUAUUCAUCUCUCGCUCCGUCCCAAAUUUGGACCUUUCUGUUUUUUCACUCUCUUUACCUGUUUCUUUCUCUCUCACUCUCUUUAUCCCCUUUCCCUCUCUUUCCCUAUUUCUCUUUUCUCUCUUGUGAAAGGAUAGAAAAGAGAGAAAAAAGGGAAUUCCCCCCAGAACACUCUCUCGCUCUCUCUGUCUCUCUGUCUCUCUCUGUUAUUCCAGCCAGGGUUCUGGCCAGCUCAGCAUCGUCAGCCAACUCUGGAAGAGUUAUGGUUGGCCACCUCGGCCUGUAACGCUCCCCGGUGCUGUUUUAGCAGUUCCCUUAACCAGAGAUCCUCCAAAAACAUCCACAACUCAGUCAUUUGAGAUGUUUGUGUUGAGUCUCACUCACAGAUUGGCUUCAGUGUAGUGAAUAUGCAUGAAAUUAUCUCAAUCAUGUUAAUGAAUGUGAUGGUUUUAAGAGGACAUUUCUAAAGGAAAAGUGUUUUUAAGGGGAUUUUCUAUCAGAGAUAAUUUGCCUUGGGGGAUAUUUAAAGCGAACACCUCUUAAGCAUGAAAUACCAAUAAUCUCACUUCCGAUAGACUACCGAUAUGUACUUAUCACAGUGGGAGGCCGUUCCUUCUCUUGCUAUAUCAAAAGCGGUUCCUGCUACGUGCCGACUGCGUGUAGAAUCGCAAUACUCGUCAGUGGCCAACAGCUUGACUUUGAGCUAAUCAGAGUGCCCAAACCCCCAUGUGGGGGAGCCAACAGGAGUGACAAGAAAAAGGAAAAAAAUAGGGGAUUUUCUUCCUACAUCCAUGGUUAAAUGUCAUGAGCCAGUCACACUUCAUAUGCAAUGUAGGCUAUGGGAUGGUAGCUAGCUAAGUGCACAGACAAAAUGCAAACCACUGUAGCUAGUAUUGACAUUAUAAUGCCUGUGUAAGAUGCCGAGUUACUGCAGUGUCCUUAGCUAGCUAGCUAUGUUGUGCUAACUAGCAAAUAUGCUAAUGUUAGCUAAACAUUUGGCUAUGGGCAGGCACUGGCAGUAUGGGAUUAUGCAGAGUGAAUUAAAUUGUUUCUUCGUCAUCUUGCUAGGUAGUUAUCUAGCUGUGACCAUCUGGCUAGUAUCAACAAGGGCUUUCUACAAAAAUAGCAACAUUAGCGCAGCUAGCUAGCUAACAUUGGAAACCAUACUGUAAGCAACACACACAGACAUGCAUUGCCAACAACGCUACUGCCACCUUCUAGUUUGGAGUAUUUUAACAAGGGUGAGUGGCUGACGACUUCAAGGUCUUUGCUGUGUGAACACAAAAGAGAUUGACUGCCGACACUCUGUUCAGAGGUGCUAAGUACUGUCGGCAGGCAAGCGUUUGACAAUCCUACCAGUGUGUCUGAGCUAUUAGAGAGAAUUCUUGAGAAUUCUAUAAACCGUUCUAGCACAGCCAUGUCUUAACCACACACACCGUGAUAGAGCACAUUGACACAUUCAUUAAAAGACCACACACACUGCGACCUGUGAGCUGCACGUUUCACAAAACCUCCUCCUCACAUUCACCCUCACUCUCCUCUGCUCUCCUCUCAGGCAUCCCGAGGGUGGCCCAGUGUAAGUUCUCCCUGCCCCUCCGUCUGGUCUGCUGCCCCUCCUCCCCCUCCAAGAACGCCAAGUACAAGAUCACCGUGGAUACCAACAAACCGCCCGUCAACCUCAGCGAGGUCUUCCCAGGUAAUAAACCAUAGAGAUCUACCUGAGGCACCCCAGAACCUGGUCUGUACCAUAGAUCUCUACAUGGCCUGUUCUCCACUGGUUCCCGGUACACCCAGGGAUAGAGAGAGAGUGGUGUUCCGUGAGGAUAGUGGUUAAUUUUUCAGUCUGCUUGUCUUCGAUAGUGUCAACUGCGUGAAAGUGAAUGGCAUGUAUUUGCCCUGGAAUGGAGAGUGUGUGGUAUGUAUUGAUGCUGUUGAUAGUGUGAGUGGGAAUCUAGUCUACUUGCUGUUGGUGAGCAGGUCUCAGCCCUGGGAAGCAGCUCUGACUAUCAGUCAUUAUCUGGAGCUGGGCAUGGCGUCUCCUACUACACAGGACCCCUGUCCCAGAUUAGAUGCAUGAAGAUAGUGUGCGUGUGUCUCUGUGGGCAGAUAAAGAACAAUGUGAUGUGCUCUGUUCACCUUGGCUGGCGUCCUGAGGAGAGAUAAGCUGCCAUAUCUCUGUCUGACAUCCCACCGCUGGAGACCCCACUAUACUGGCCCCUGAGAAGUGGUAGGGAGCCCAUACUGUAUCUCUGCCUGACAUCCCACCACUGUACCGGUCCGUGGGAACGUUAAGUCUGUGUGUGAAAAAUUGGUUAUUGUGGUGUUUCAGGGGACCAUUUUCAUUUAUGUGCCAUUAUCAGACAGAUACAGUGGUGUGAAAAAGUGUUUGCCCCCUUCCUGAUUUCUUACUUUUUUGCAUGUUUGUCACACUUAAAUGUUUCAGAUCAUCAAACAAAUUUAAAUAUUAGUCAAAGAUAACACAAGUAAAGACAAAAUGCAUUUUUGAAAUGAAGGUUGUUAUUAAGGGAAAACAAAAUCCAAACCCACAUGGCCCUGUGUGAAAAAGUGAUUGCCCCCUACAACCUUAUAACUGGUUGGGCCACCCUUAGCAGCAACAACUGCAAUCAAGCGUUUGCGAUAACUUGCAAUGAGUCUUUUACAGCGCUGUGGAGGAAUUUUGGCCCACUCAUCUUUGCAGAAUUGUUGUAAUUCAGCCACAUUGGAGGGUUUUCGAGCAUGAACUGCCUUUUUAAGGUCAUGCCACAGCAUCUCAAUAGGAUUCAGGUCAGGACUUUUACUAGGCCACUCCAAAGUCUUCAUUUUCUUUUUCUUCAGCCAUUCAGAGGUGGACUUGCUGGUGUGUUUUGGAUCAUUGUCCUGCUGCAGAACCCAAGUUCGCUUCAGCUUGAGGUCACAAACAGAUGGCCGGACAUUCUCCUUCAGGAUUUUUUGGUAGACAGCAGAAUUCAUGGUUCCAUUUAUCACAGCAAGUCUUCCAGGUCCUGAAGCAGCAAAACAGGCCCAGACCAUCACACUACCACCACCAUAUUUUACUGUUGGUAUGAUGUUCUUUUUCUGAAAUGCGGUGUUACUUUUACGCCAGAUGUAAUGGGACACACACCUUCCAAAAAGUUCAACUUUUGUCUCGUCAGUCCACAGAGUAUUUUCCCAAGGUCUUGGGGAUCAUCAAGGUGUUUUCUGGCAAAAAUGAGACGAGCCUUAAUGUUCUUUUUGCUCAGCAGUGGUUUUUGUCUUGGAACUCUGCCAUGCAGGCCAUUUUUGCCCAGUCUCUUUCUUAUGGUGGAGUCAUGAACACUGACCUUAACUGAGGCCUGCAGCUCUUUGGAUGUUGUUGUGGGGUCUUUAGUGACCUCUUGGAUGAGUCGUCGCUGCGCUCUUGGGGUAAUUUUGGUCGGCCGGCCACUCCUGGGAAGGUUCACCACGGUUCCAUGUUUUCGCCAUUUGUGGAUAAUGGCUCUCACUGUGGUUCGCUGGAGUCCCAAAGCUUUAGAAAUGGCUUUAUAACCUUUUCCAGACUGAUCUCAAUUACUUUCUUUCUCAUUUGUUCCUGAAUUUCCUUGGAUCUCGGCAUGAUGUCUAGCUUUUGAGGAUCUUUUGGUCUACUUCACUUUGUCAGGCAGGUCCUAUUUAAGUGAUUCCUUGAUUGAGAACAGGUGUGGCAGUAAUCAGGCCUGGGUGUGGCUAGAGGAAUUGAACUCAGGUGUGAUAAACCACAGAUGAGUUGGGUUAUAACAGGGGGGGGCAAACACUUUUUCACACAGGGCCAUGUAGGUUUGGAUUUUGUUUUCCCUUAAUAAUAACAACCUUCAUUUCAAAACUGCAUUUUGUGUUUACUUGUGUUAUCUUUGACUAAUAUUUAAAUUAGUUUGAUGAUCUGAAACAUUUAAGUGUGACAAACAUGCAAACAAAUAACAAAUCAGGAAGGGGGCAAACACUUUUUCACACCAAUGUAUAUCUGUGUCCUUAACCAAUGGACUCUAUAGUUCCUAUUGUUCUCACUGAAUGUCCCUCUCUGUGUUGUAGACUUUCUGGAGAAGUCUGAGGACAAGGAGGGAAACGCUCUGGCCUUCCACUUCCUCUCAGGGCCCAGAGUCACUGUACUGGCCUCCAAGACCUCCCGUGAGUACACACAUACGCAGCAUCCUCUAGCACUUGGUUGAUGUGGAGUUGAGCUUUCUCACCACCUUCCGGAGACAUUUGAAACCCCACCUCUUUAAGGAAUACCUGGGAUAGGAUAAAGUGUUCCUUCUAACCCCCCCCCCCCCCCCCCCAAUUGUAAAGUGGUUAUCCUACUGGCUAUAGGGUGAACGCACCAAUUUGCGAGUCGCUCUGGCUAAGAGCGUCUGCUAAAUGACGUUAAUGUGCCCUUGAGCAAGGCACUUAACCCUAAUUGCUCCUGUAAGUCGCUCUGGAUAAGAGCGUCUGCUAAAUGACUAAAAUGUAAAUGUAAAUGUCUACCUCCCUCUCCCUUUCUCUCCUCUCCAGAGCGCUACCGUAUCCAGAGUGAGAGUUUUCGAGAACAUCUGGCUGGUGGCUAAGGAGCUGGUGCAGCGCUUCGACCGCCACUUUGCCAAGCAGGGAGUCAAAGACUUCAGAAACAGCUUUGCAGGCCCUAUACCUCUGGCUGAGUACUUUGAGACUGUCGACCACCACUUUGAGGUAUGUAUUGAACACAGACACACUGUCACACACGCAUUCAUGAGUUGUGUUUGUAGGUACAGCUUUUGCCUGCAGUGUUAGAACAACAUUCAGUGUGUGUGUUCGUUUAGCUGCGUGUGAGUGCAGAGAAGUACCAGGACCUCCUGUCAGAGCGGGCGAUCCAGUUCAGAGCCAUCCAACGCCGUCUCCUGACCCGCUUCAAAGACAAGACCCCCGCCCCCCUGCAGAACCUAGACACACUGAUGGAGGGCACGUACCGCCAGGUCAGACACACACACACACACUAGACUAGGACACUCAGGCAUGCACAUAGCAUUUAGAAACAUGAUGGAGAGUCUCUCUCCCCUCACUUUUGUGAGGUGUUGAUUUUUCCCUACCUCACACCAUAUGGUGAUUUACACACACCACACACACACCUACACACACACACCUACUGUACAAACACACACACACAGAGUAAUGAGUGCACUAGUGUUGA